GGGGUGGAGUGGGAGGAGGGGGGGGGGAAGCCAUGCCUCUGAUGGUGAGGGACCACCGCUGGGAGCAGAGCGAGUCUCACGUUUAUAUCAAAGUGCCCCUGAAAGGGGUGAACGCCGCGAAAGCUGAUGUGUUUUGCACAGAAGAGUAUUUGAAGGUGAAUUUUCCUCCAUUUCUGUUUGAAGUGGUGCUCUUUGCCCCGAUCGAUGAUACAAAAAGCUCAGCGAAGAUUGGGAAUGGCGUUGUUAUCUUCACUUUGCUUAAGAAGGAGCCCACAAUGUGGGAGCAAUUGGCAAUGCUGGAAGAUAACAAGGAAAUGCUGCAGAAAAAGAGAGAGGAUGCUGUCCUUGCUGCCCAUGAGAGAGCUCAAGAGAAUUCAAAACAAAAAGUUGUUCAAAAACGACAAAAUGAGAAAUAUACGUUGGAAACUAUGAUGCAGAUAGACGAGAGUAACAGGAAAUGUAUUGAGGAACUGAAGGAACAAGAGCGAAGACAAGUUACUAAGGAGCUGGAGCAGUGGAAGCUUCAACGGUGUCAAGAGGAAGAGCUGAAGAGAGCAGAGGAGUUAAAAAGAAAGGAGGAACUAAAGAGAGAGCAGCAACAAAAGAGAGAGGAGCAAUUGAGGUUUGCAAGGCAAAGAGCCGAGGCAGAGAACAGUAGUAAGAAGAAGAAACAAAAUAAAACACAAAAUACUCACCGCCUUGCUGCAAAACUUCCAAACAAAUCUUCUCUUAAAAAAGGUGGCAAUGCUGACAUAUUUACUGGAAAUUCCAAGGAGGACAUGUUACCAGCUCCACGUGAGGCUGGCAGUAUUCACAUACAGUUCACACCCCGAGUCUUUCCUACUGCUUUAAGAGAAUCUCUCAUUGCUGAAGAGGAAGAGUGGUUACAAAAACAGGCAGCAGCUAGACGUAUUAAAAAUAUAAAUAUCUCUGAGCUGAACGAUCUAAAGGAAGAAGAGAAAGAUCCUGACUGGCUGAAGGACAAAGGGAAUAGGCUGUUUGGAACAGGAAAUUAUCUUGCAGCUGUUAAUGCCUACAACCUGGCCAUACGACUGAACAGUAAACUUCCAGUCAUUUAUCUGAACCGGGCUGCGUGCCACCUUAAAUUGAGAAACUUACACAAAGCAAUUGAAGACUGCUCCAAGGCACUUGACUUGUUAACCCCUCCUGUUCCUGACAAUGCAGACACCAGAGUGAAAGCUCAUGUUAGAAGAGGGACAGCAUUUUGUGAGCUGGAAAUGUAUGUGGAAGGCCUCCUGGACUACCAAGCUGCUUCGAAGAUUAACCCGAAUAACCAGACAAUCCAAGCAGAUGCAGAGAAGAUACGGCAAGUGAUUCAAGGGACUCUGCCAGAUCCUUAAAGGAACAAAACAACUUGCAGUUUUAGACACUACAAUUGUAACAAAUGAAUUUCUACCUUCAACGUCUGUUAUGUCACAGAAAAUGUAUCAGAGACAAGUACCAAACUUACUUGUUAAAUACAAACUGGGCCUCUUUGGAUUAAUCAGAAAAUCUAAACUUGGAUAAAUUUGGAAAAACUUUAACUUUAAAUAAGAUGACUUAAAUAUAAUUGGUGUUGCUGAGUUUCCAACUCUUUAUGGGGAUCAAAUACAGAUACCUUUUGUCAUUUAUGACAGUUUAGCAGGGAUGGGAGUGUGUAGCUUCACUAUAAUAGUAUAAUGGGGAGGGAGCAUGUAUUUUCUUGCCUGGCUCAUGAAGACCAGCAGUUGAAAGAAUUGUAUUCCAUCAUUUACAUCUACUCUAGGAAGUGUGCACCUAACAAUUUGAAAAGGGAAAUUUCUCAGCCAUAAACACAGGUGACCUUAAAUUGACUUUAUCUAUGUUAAACAGCGUGGUUCAGAACUAGUGUUUCUUCCAACCAUUCUCUUUCUUAAAAAUAGAACUGUGGGUUGGGUUAUAAAUAUGCUGUAGCAAAGCAGAAGGAAAUGAUGUAUAAUCACCCUUCAGCACAAUGAGUAUUCCUGAUUCUGGACUUGAUCAUAAUGAGAACUAGUAAGCAAAGUCAGGGUAUUUCUGCCCUAGAGAGAUAGAGAAAAUGUGAAACAAACCAUUGUGAGUACCACUUACACAAUUCCUAUUAGAGCAGCACAGGCAGAAACAUGGGAUCAGUUUAUAGAAGGGAAAGUGUCAUGAAUGAGGGUAGAGGAGAGACUAAGAACUGAGCAUGAGCAUUUUGGACAACAUUUGGAGGGCCUAAAUUUUGACACUCCCAACGAAGUAUCAAGAGCUAUUCGCUAUUACCUAGAAACUCUAGAACGCUCUCCCUCAAUCCCUCCGCCUUGUCCCCU
Callorhinchus milii (elephant shark) is the source of this 2309-nucleotide messenger RNA. RefSeq names its product dynein axonemal assembly factor 4 (gene dnaaf4). NCBI's taxonomy places the organism in Eukaryota, Metazoa, Chordata, Chondrichthyes, Chimaeriformes, Callorhinchidae. Bases 33 to 1361 code for a protein of 442 amino acids. Gene Ontology annotation, biological process: heart development; outer dynein arm assembly; inner dynein arm assembly. The transcript is spliced from 9 exons. Gene Ontology annotation, molecular function: nuclear estrogen receptor binding. The record is from RefSeq and is a predicted model, not a curated record.